Messenger RNA from Aspergillus versicolor CBS 583.65, 1674 nucleotides. RefSeq lists its product as uncharacterized. The transcript is spliced from 5 exons. The record is from RefSeq and is a predicted model, not a curated record. Bases 215 to 1456 code for a protein of 413 amino acids. Lineage: Eukaryota; Fungi; Ascomycota; Eurotiomycetes; Eurotiales; Aspergillaceae.
CUUGCGGCGCAGUCGUUCGCGAGGCGAGAAGAAGAAAACAUCGAUUUUCACGCAGAGUCCUGCAAAAGCAAAAAGCAUUGACAUCUGACUCUCUGAGUAGCCUUUGCCCCGCUGCCCUACAAGCUCUGAUUCUGCAAUCUGCAAACAUGGAAGGAAUAUAACCGCACCUUGAAUCCUUUGCUGCUUUUGUGCUGUCCUUGCUGGCUCAACUGUCAUGCCGGGACCCUAUGUACCACCAGGUCAAUCGCCGCCAUUCCAGGUGGUAGAUGACCUCCACCACGGAGCAUGGGUUAUUAUCGUCACUGCUUUGGGGCUCGUUAUGUCGCUGACCAGCUUCUUGAUUCGGCUUUACGUGCGGCUGGCUCUUAACCCUUCGUUUGGGCAUGAUGACUAUGUCUUCCUGGGGGCAAUGGUCACCGCCGUCAUCCAAGCAUCAUUAUUGUUCGAGGCGUGUUCGAAAGGGUUGGGAACGUCGAUCGAUUUACUUGAGCAGAGCAAAGUAAACAGCGUCCAAAAUCUCUUGGUCGCAAGUGACAUCUUCUAUCUCAUCACCCUAUACACUACCAAAUGUUGCGUCGUGGGAAUCUAUCUUCGCCUUACCCCCAAGAAACUACACAACCAAGCAUCCUGGGGGACCUUAAUUCUCUGCACCCUCUGGGUGAUACCAGCGAUCUUCAUUCUCGCAGUGAAUUGCGGCUUGAAUCAGCCCUGGACAACCUCUGGAGGACAAUGCGAGAACCUUCUAUCACGAUGGCAAUUCAUCGUCGCCCUAGACAUCACUACUGAAGUGAUCCUCUUCAGCCUUUCCCUCUUUCUCCUCUCCGGCGUCAUGAUAUCCAUGAAGCGCAAAUUAACGAUCGCCUUCGCCUUCGCUUUUCGGCUUCCAACAAUUAUCUUCGCCGUCCUCCACAUCUACUAUAUCCAAAAAAACAUGGGCUCGGGCGACCCAACCCUCGACCCCGUCAUCCCCCUAAUAUGGGCCCAGGUAGAACUCCACUACGCCCUAAUCGCAUGCAGCAUCUUCUGCAUGCGGCCGUUCAUGACAGCCGUAAGCACGAAUUACGGAACCGCAGGCGACUCCACACUGGAAAGCAGCAGCCGGGAAGCGUCGAAGUACUAUAAUAAAUCGUCGGCGUCAAAGUCCGGUGGGUCAAGGGCUAGAGGGGCAAGGUUGAUUGGGAACGAGACGGUGACGUCUGGGUUUGGGGGGUUGCUUAGUACUGUUAGCGCCAGCCGUAGUAGUGGUGUAAAGGGAAUGGGGACACAGGCGGGGAGUGUACCGUCUCGUGGGACAGAUGAGAUUGAGCUUGUGGAUCAAAGGAGUAUGGGGAGUGAUGGGAGCGCGAAGAUGAUUAUCCGGAAGGAUGUGCAGUAUACAGUUGAGUAUGAUGGGUUAGAAUCACCGGGUGCCAGCUCGCAUAAUGAGCCGGGUUACUGGGAUCGACAUCGAAAUUGAGACGGAAAUUGGUGCCCUGGAUUAUAGAGUUAUAGAGUAAUGCUGAUUAUGUAUACGAGAACAGCCUAAAUGAAAGAUAAUUUUCCUAGAGAACCCAGCACUCCUUGGUCCACACAUAACGCCUGUUCACAACAUAAGAUCGCUAUAUAUAUAUAUAUAUAAAGGCCAUUUUUAUGACGGGCGCUUAAAAGGGUGUGCUUCCGUAUUUCUAUAUAUUG